AUGACUGGGAGGGAGCGGCACAGAUGUUGGGAAAACGAUGAACAAGCAGAGAAAGAAGAAUACAGUGAUGAUACAGCUGCGGAUAUCAAUGAAUUUGAUGGUGAUAAAUCUUUCGGCACGGGAAAGCACUUCCACCGAACGUCACUGCUCAUCAAGGCCUUCAACCACAAAUUCCGGCUCGACCUCGAGCUCAAUACGUAA
Gryllus bimaculatus (two-spotted cricket) is the source of this 201-nucleotide messenger RNA. NCBI's taxonomy places the organism in Eukaryota, Metazoa, Arthropoda, Insecta, Orthoptera, Gryllidae. The record is from the annotation of a GenBank genome assembly.